Messenger RNA from Penicillium paradoxum, 2319 nucleotides. RefSeq names its product putative cAMP-dependent protein kinase pathway protein (Som1) (gene somA). Gene Ontology annotation, biological process: positive regulation of transcription by RNA polymerase II. Gene Ontology annotation, cellular component: nucleus. The record is from RefSeq and is a predicted model, not a curated record. Lineage: Eukaryota; Fungi; Ascomycota; Eurotiomycetes; Eurotiales; Aspergillaceae. The coding region runs from base 1 to 2319 and encodes 772 amino acids. Gene Ontology annotation, molecular function: protein binding. The transcript is spliced from 5 exons.
AUGAACCAGAUGAAUGUCGGGAUGAACCCCGGGGCUGGUGGCCCUGUGGGUGGAGUUCCAAUGAUCAACAACGGAUCCACGGCUUCUCGUAACGACGGCACUAUGAACAACCCCGACAUGAUGAUCACCAACCUCAACACCUAUAUCUAUGAUUACUUUUUGAAGCGUGGGUACCAUGAUUGCGCCCGCGCACUCAUGCAGGACGAGUCUAUCAAGCUCAACACCGACAAUAACCCCAAGUCAAGUCCCGGAAAUCGGCGUGAUGGCGAUGUCAAUGGCAUGGACCCCGACGCUAUGAUGACGGACGGAAAGGACGGCGAAAAGGUCAAAAUUCCAGAUGAUCUCCCUCGUCCAAAUAUCCCCACCGAAAGUCCCUCAUCCUUCCUUCUCGAUUGGUUCAGUCUCUUCUGGGACUUCUUCUGGGCUCAACGCAAGAAGGGAAAUAGCAGUGAUAUCAGGCAAUAUCUUCAUCACAAUCAGCAUUUCAUGCGUAUGCGAGAACAGCAGCACAACCAAUUUCUGCGGCAGCAGCCCAUGAUGCCCGGCCAGAUGAACCAGCUGCGGAGACAAAAUGGCAUGGUGCCUCCUAACCUGCAGAAAACAGUGCUGCAGAACAAUACGACUGGACUGUAUGCUCUAUCUGAAUAUGCUUUCCCCCAUGCGAAGUCUGGAAUUGGGGGUGAACGUUGUACUGAUAAGAUUGUUUCUAGCACGCAACAACAACAACAAAUGGCGCAGUAUCAAAAGACCCAGCAGCUGCAAAUGAUACAGCAGAUGCAGCGGGAACACUCUGAUCUCGAGAUGGGUGGACAUCGACCACAAUCACCCGCGUCUGCCGAGAACGCCCCCUCGCCGUCGAAACGCCCACGUCUUGAAGGCGCUGUCAACGGACAGCAGCUCGCACCGAACGGCCGUGGACAGGGGCAAGGAAUGCCAGGACAGCCCAACCCGCAGGCUAUGAUGAUGCAAAAUGGUAUUCCAAGGGGGAUGAACCCGGCGCAAUUCCAGCAUUUCCAGCAACACGGACAAGCUGCGCAACAGAAAUCUAUGCAGGUAUAUGCUCAAAACUUGGCCCUUCAUCACUCUCGCUCAGCAUCAAAUUCCCAGGGUAUCCCAAAUGGUGGCAUGAUGAAUGCCAGUGUCAUGGCAAAUCAGACGGAUCUGGUACCAAUGCAGGACGGCCAAGCAAUGUACCCCAUGGCUGGUGGUCCUGAAUUCUACGGCUCGAAUGGCCAACUUGGCCAGGUCCGACCUGGUGGUAUGCCGACACCUGGCGGCGCCCAAAAUGGCAACCAUGCUCUCCAAGAUUAUCAGAUGCAGCUUAUGCUGCUUGAACAGCAAAAUAAGCGGCGCUUGAUGAUGGCUCGUCAAGAGCAGGAUAGCAUGGCCCGUGCUGAUGGCCAACCCCCGAUGCCCGGUCAGGGUGCUUUGCCACCAGGCACCUCGCCAGGCAGUAGGGCGGGUGCGUCUCCCAAUCCCAGCGACCAAAUGAAACGCGGCACUCCUAAGAUGCCCCCGACUGGUCUUCCAGGUUCGCCUAGCGCCGGUGAUAUGUCCCAGCGUGGAUCACCUGGCUCCAUGAAUCUCAACGGCGGGCCAAUCCCGCCAGAGAUGGCAGCUCAGUUCUUCUCAGCACCGAAUAUGCGACCUCCCAGCUCUAAUCCCAACUUCACUGGAGCUCAAAUGGGCCAGCCAAUUCCGGCCAAUGCCGGUCAACGUAUGCCUGGUGCACAAUGGCAGCCAGGACAGCCGCAGAUGCCUCCGCAACAUUCGCCUGCGAACCAACCCCAGGCUGGAACCCCGCAGGAACGAGGCGCGAUGCCCCCUCCACCCCAGGCUACCAAGGCUGCGCCAAAGGGCAAGAAGGACACCAAGGACACCACCCGCAAGCGGCCCAAUAAGAAGCAAGCUGCUGCUGCUGCCAGUGCGGCUGCAGGUGCCACACCCUCGACAGAAGCUGCUGAGCCCCCGACACCAUCUACCCCCGUCACGCCGCAGCAUCCUGCCUCCUUCAACAAUAAGAAUGGGGCGAAUGGGGCGAACGGGCCAGCUCCGCCAAUACAGCCCACUGCGGCACCUGCUCCUCAGACUAUGGUUCAGCCGCCUCCUGACCAGCAGCAAUCCUUCACUGACCUCAGUAUUCCCGAUGCCUCCGCAUUCAAUCUUGACUUCAGCACUCUGGAAGACCCAAACAUUUUGGAGAACUUUGACUUUGACACAUUCCUCAAUACCGAUGCCGACGCUACCGGGUUCGGAUUCGACCCUAGCAUAUCCUACUCGGCGGAUGGCGUUGAGACAGGUGCCGGUGACGGCCUGUGA